Messenger RNA from Hermetia illucens (black soldier fly), 1926 nucleotides. Its product is annotated as alpha-taxilin. The record is from RefSeq and is a predicted model, not a curated record. The transcript is spliced from 6 exons. Gene Ontology annotation, molecular function: syntaxin binding. Bases 169 to 1851 code for a protein of 560 amino acids. NCBI's taxonomy places the organism in Eukaryota, Metazoa, Arthropoda, Insecta, Diptera, Stratiomyidae.
UUUUCUGCGAUAAUACAGUUCGGGGAAAUUUGCCGGGCCGCUUUCUGUUAAAAAUAUCCCAAAUAUAACCUCGCUCACAAACCAAAAUUUUCUGCUUAUAAGGACAUUUCCAAAGUUUUGGAUCGUAUGAAAAUUACGCAUUGAGAGUGGUGUGCUUCAUUUUUUGGCAUGGAGAGUUCUUCAAUGAAAACAACCAAGGAGCCCCGUGAUGAUAUCCUUCGGGAUUCCAAGCUUUUGGAGCAGGUAGAAAAGUCAUUCGGCAUUACCGGGUCACUCGAAGAAAAGUAUCAGUUCUUAAUUAAAAAAGUCAUGGAAUUGGACAAGGACAACAAAAAAUCAAAUUCAGCACUGAAAUUGCACGAGAAGCGAUAUGAAGCUCUUCUGCGUGAAAAGGACAUUCUUCAGAAGGAGCACAAUAAAAAUGUUCUCAUGAGAACAAAGUUGGAGCAGGUUUGCCGGGAGCAACAGAAACUACUGAAGUCUGUUCAAAAUGAAAGCAUGAAACACAAGGAAACGCAAGCGAAAUUUCAACACUCGAUCAAUGAAAUCAGUUUGACUCUGAAUAAGAACAAUGAAGAGAACAUAAAGCUGAAGGAAGACAACAUCGAAAUGACAAAAAAAUUGAAAUAUCUGGCGGAGCAGUAUCAGAUUCGUGAGAAACAACUUGAAAAAAUCAACGAACAAGUACAGUUAGAGAAUCAAUUGCAUGAAGCUAAACUUGCCAAGGUUCAAAUGGAAGCCACCAUGGAAAAAGAGAUUUUGUUAAGAGAGAAGCAAGGAGCACUGGACGAUUUAUUAAAGAGCAAAAAGUCCCUCCAAGAAAUGCAAAAACGUGAAGAGCUGCUGAAGGAACAACUUAGUCUUUAUACCAGCAAAUACGAUGACUUCCAAAAUUCUUUACAGAAGAGCAAUGACAUUUUCACUACAUAUAAAGCAGAACUCGAGAAGAUGGUGAAGAAAACGAAGAAAUUAGAGAAGGAAUCAACAGAGUGGAAACGGAAGUGUGAAAAGAGCACGGCUAGCCUGCUGGAUUUGGCAACAGAGAAACAAGUGAAGGACGAAUAUAUUGCGAAAACUAAUAGGCAAAUGCAACAACUACAGAAGUUGCUUCGAACACUACAAGCUGAACGUACAACAUUACACAAAACUCUCAAGGACAACAAUAUCGAUAUACCACCAAUGCCAGUUCUACCGCCUGAACCAGAACCUGUUCCACAGUUGCCACCGACUAAGCAACAGCCAGAUAAAAUAGAAACAAUGGCUAAAAGUUGCGCUGAACUGAAACAGUCCCUGGCACUGCUACAAGAUCAAAUGAGUGCCUUAACCACCAAGCAAGCACCAGCAUCCGAACAGGAAGUAAGCGAAACCUCUUCGCGAAGUAAAAACAAGAAAAGCAAAGCGCGAAACAAAGCUUGUCCAGUCAAAGACAGAAACCUUGGAAACACCGAACUAAAAGGUAAAAAGGUUAGGAAUGAUGAAGAUCGCAUUUCAAAAUCAGAAACGGAAAACGGCACAAGAGAUCAAAGUGCUGAUUCCGAAGUGAAAAGCGUUGAUAGCGUUCCAAUAAAUCCAGAUACCACUGAAUCUCCAGAUGCCAGUGAAGAACUAAAGGAUGCUGACAACGAAUUGCAGGAGUCUGACGAUAAGUCAAUACCUCCGCUUCAGGAUGGAUCAUCUAUUUCAAUUACGGAAAACUGUACAACUGUCCCGACGUCGCCACUCACAGCUAAUACGGAAGAACCUCUUCCGGAGGAGUUGAAGAGUGAAGACAAUGCAGUUCAAGUGAAUGAAGUCAAUUCCCCUAAAGACGUGCAAAACAGUUCAUUGGUCGAUGAAAAUAAGAAUAUCUAACCUUAAUCGUGUUAUAUUUCAAAUAGUGGCAAAAUCUGUAUUUCGUAUUUUGUAAUAAAAUUUGGAAAUAUGGCA